UGGAGUGCUUGAGGGCACAAAUGCAAGAGUGGACAUACAAUAAUAGAAAGGAGGCACAAAAAUGCACAACAAGGCUGACACCAUCAUCUGAGAAAAAACUCAUAGGGAACUAUGUACAGUCAUUGCGACUAACAGUGAAACCAGCAAACCAGAACCUGUUUGAGGUGAUAGAUGAAGACAGAACAAGAAUAGUAAACUUGAAGGAGAAGACGUGCACAUGCAAUAGAUUUCAAAAAGAUGAAAUGCCAUGUAACCAUGCAGUCGCCGUCAUGAAGGACUUGAACAUAAACACAUACAACUACUGUGCACAAUACUACACAUCAAAAGCAUGGCUGCAAACAUAUGAAGAAACAGUAUACCCAGUUGGAAACGUAAGAGAAUGGGAACUUCCAGAUUUUUUUGAAGAAAUCAUAGUGUUGUCUCCAAAGGAGAGAAUCAAGUCUGGAAGGCCGAGGAAAAGAAGAAUGGCAGCAGCUUGGGAAACAAAGAAACAAAACAAGUGUGGACAAAAGGGACAUAACAAAAAGACCUGCAGAAGAAUUACAGCAUAGAAGUGGAAACAACUACACAUCAACCAAAAAACAACUAUAUUAAAACAUUUAGAAAACACAUACUGCAUAUUACGAUUGGUUGUUACAUACAUUUUUUUAUUGUGAUUUUUUAUGUGGAGAGAUAUUGAUAAUAGGGAAUUGGUAUUAUUAUCAUUAAUAUACAAAAGAACAUCAAAUAUUAUAGUUAAAUAAUUAAAUGAGUGGAAGAAGGUUGAAAUUAAUAAGAAGGAAAAAUAAACUACAUAAAGUGAUUACAAAUGCAAUUUAGUUGUUUGUCAGAUGGUUGUAAUAAGGUUGUUAAUAGUAUGCUGUCAUGACUAAGAGUAAAUAUAAAGAUUAAAAAUCCAAAAAUAUGAACAAAUUAAAAACCAAUUCCAA
Cannabis sativa is the source of this 929-nucleotide messenger RNA. RefSeq lists its product as uncharacterized. The transcript has 2 exons. Gene Ontology annotation, molecular function: zinc ion binding. The coding region runs from base 21 to 551 and encodes 176 amino acids. NCBI's taxonomy places the organism in Eukaryota, Viridiplantae, Streptophyta, Magnoliopsida, Rosales, Cannabaceae. The record is from RefSeq and is a predicted model, not a curated record.